UUAAUUCAGGUAUAGUUGUAACUGCUCUUUGUAGAGAUCUUGUAGUAAGUACUGAAGUUUAUUCUUGAAGUCUAGAAGUCAAGAGAAAAUACAAACAAUGAAGGUUUUCAUAACUCUUGCUCUGCUCAUCGUCGCAAUAAAUGCAAGGCCCGAUGGUGACUCCAACGAUGAUUCAAACUCAUCUCCUGUAAAGCAAGCCAUGGUACAGAUUCAAGAAACGAAGCAGGUUGCGAGCGGAUCUCAUAUCACUCAAAUCAGUCAACCAACUCAGGUUGGAAGCCAAAAAAGCAAAGGGAAUGACAACCAGGGGAACAGCAACGGCAAUCAUGAUGGCCAAGGGAACGAUAAUCAGGGAAAUGACAAUCAGGGACAAGGCAAUCAGGGAAAUGGCAAUCAGGGACAUGGCAAUCAAGGAAAUGGCAAUCAGGGACAAGGCAAUCAGGGAAAUGGCAACCAAGGAAAUGGCAAUCAGGGAAAUGGCAAUCAGGGAAAUGGCAAUCAGGACAAUGGCAACCAGGGGGGUGGAGGUGGUCCCCUCGGUGGUCUCACUGGUAUUUUUGGUGGGUUCCUUUAAAUAAAGGGACAGAAGAUAAAUAUAAUCACUACUUAUUAUAUUUAGCACGUAAAAUCUAUUUAGACUAAAAAAGAAGUAAAAAAAAGAAAGAAAAUAUUAAUUAUUGCAGGGCGCCACAGCUACAGUACAAUAACGUCAAAAAUGUAAAACUUA
Molecule: messenger RNA, 727 nt
Organism: Pectinophora gossypiella (pink bollworm)
Lineage: Eukaryota; Metazoa; Arthropoda; Insecta; Lepidoptera; Gelechiidae
Product: N66 matrix protein-like
Exons: 4
Coding region: 98-574 (158 amino acids)
Source: RefSeq, a predicted model, not a curated record